This is a messenger RNA of Sesamum indicum (sesame), 649 nucleotides long. The record is from RefSeq and is a predicted model, not a curated record. Lineage: Eukaryota; Viridiplantae; Streptophyta; Magnoliopsida; Lamiales; Pedaliaceae.
CACAAAAAGGAAAGAGAAAUAAACCAACCCUUUGAAGAUCACACACAAAGGGUGGUAUAAGAAUUCCAAGAAGGAAUUAUCCAACGAUCAACAAAAGGAAUAAAGCAGAAACAAUGGGUUCCAAACAAUCUUUGUUGCUGGUGUUUCUUUCCUUCCUCAUGCUUGGCUUUGUAUCUUCACACCACCUUUCGAAUGAGGGUCUUGAGCUUCACGGAUCCAGCUCGGGUCGAUCCCUUCAGCAAGACCAAACUUGUCCUGAGGUCGAGAAUAUGAACUACACGGUGCUGACAAGUCAAUGCAAAGGCCCUAACUACACACAAGAACGUUGUUGUGAACCUAUGAAGCAAUUGCUUUGCCCCAUUGCUGCUAAGUUCAAUGACCUCAGUUCCCCCUGCGGACGCAUAUUUUUCUGUAAUGUGGAUUACCUGGGAAAUUACCCACCGAGACUCUUCGCAGGUUUGUGCAAGGAAGGGAAGAAAGGCCUUGACUGUAGGAAAUAUAUCUGAUCCUACAAUUGGAUAGUUUUCUAAUGCUUUCAUUACAAUAUAAGGUUUGAAACAAAUUGUUCUUUUACCAUUGUUCUAAAAAAUUUAAAUAAUUUCAUAUUACAUUGUAUUUUUGCAUAUUGGAAUAAUAGUUAAUUUGUUUU